AUGGGAACACGAUGGGGUUGUGUGCCGGCGUGCGUGGCCUUGGCGGGGGGUGGAGAGUGGUCCUCGGCGGCCUCGGGAGCUGAUCGGCGAGGAGCGGGGCGCGUGGCGUGGAAGGAAAAGGAAAAAAAGGCGGCAGGUGUUCUGUUCAGAGAUGAGAAUAGAGCGGCGGAGAAUGCGGGUCGAAAACAUGCUAAAAAUAUCUCCGUGGGUGUGGGGGGCGAUAGCUCCGUGGGUGUGGGGGGCGAUAGCUUCGUGGGUGUGGGGGGCGAUAGCUUCGUGGGUGUGGGGGGCGAUAGCUCCGUGUGUGUGGGGGGCGAUAGCUCCGUGGGUGUGGGGGGCGAUAGCUUCGUGUGUGUGGGGGGCGAUAGCUUCGUGGGUGUGGGGGGCGAUAGCUUCGUAGGAGACGCAGAGGAGACGCAGAGGAGACGCAGAGGAGACGCAGAAAUCACUUCCACUACACGCUCAUUACCGCCUAUUCAUCUGGAAGACAUCUCCCCCUCUCCCCCUCUCCUCCCCCCUCUGUGUGUGCGUCUUUACUCCCCCUAG
This is a messenger RNA of Knipowitschia caucasica, 546 nucleotides long. The record is from the annotation of a GenBank genome assembly. NCBI's taxonomy places the organism in Eukaryota, Metazoa, Chordata, Actinopteri, Gobiiformes, Gobiidae.